This is a messenger RNA of Gasterosteus aculeatus aculeatus (three-spined stickleback), 3910 nucleotides long. Lineage: Eukaryota; Metazoa; Chordata; Actinopteri; Perciformes; Gasterosteidae. The record is from RefSeq and is a predicted model, not a curated record.
UGUGAAUUCGUUCAGCCAAGAAAUCGUGAGUGGGAGUUAUCGGGACCGAUUUGUUGUGCGUUCUGUCCGUCCAUUCGUACCGAUUACCAACCGAAGCCAUGCCCGGAAUAGAGAAGCUGCCGAUAGAGGAGACGCUGGAGGACAGCCCUCAGACUCGCUCUCUGCUGGGAGUGUUUGAGGAGGACACGACAGCGAUGUCCAACUACUGCACACAGCUGUAUGAGGCCAUGCAGAGGAUUUAUGACGCGCAGAAUGAGCUCAGUGCUGCGACUCACCUGACCUCCAGACUGCUGAAGGAGUACGACAAACAGGUCUGCCGAGUCGACAACCAGCCACCAAGCUCAUGAAACUAGACACCAGCCCUACACGCCCACCCCAAUUCUUCCCACUAUUAAACACCAGCCACCCGCCUUUAAACACCUUUAACCUUUAAACCACCAGCCUCAUAACACUAGACACCAGCUCUAUUCCCCAGAGGUCUCAGCUCAACAUUUAACCUCCAUUGCUUUACUCGUUUUCCUCUAGGGGGCGAUGACGAGGUGAUGAGCUCCACCCUGCAGCAGUUUGCAAAAGUCAUUGAUGAGUUGAGUUCCUGCCAUGCCGUUUUGUCCACCCAGCUUGCAGAUGCCAUGAUGUUUCCCAUCACUCAGUUCAAAGAGAGAGACCUGAAGGAGAUCCUCACUCUGAAAGAAGUCUUCCAAAUAUCCAGUGACGACCACGACGUCGCCAUUAACAGAUACAGCCGCCUGUCCAAGAAGAGGGACAACGAUAAGUUGCGGGUGGAGGCCGUGGAGGACGUUUACACCUCCCGCAAGAAACACCACCAGACCAUGAUGCACUACUUCUGCUCGCUGAACACGCUGCAGUACAAGAAGAAGACGGCUCUGCUGGAGCCGCUGCUGGGCUACAUGCAGGCGCAGAUCAGUUUCUUUAAGCUGGGUUCAGAAAAUCUCACCCAGCAGUGGGAGGACUUCCUGGGAACCAUCGGAACCAGUGUCCAGAACGUGCGUCGGGAGAUGGAAGAGGAGGUCGGGCAGAUGCAGGAGACCAUCCAGGAGAUGGAGAGAUCAUGUGACCAACUGUACGCACCGUGUGACCCUGACCCCGCCCACUCGCCGGUCUGCCGCAACCUGACCAGGAAACAGGGCUACCUGCACAUCCGCAGUAAGACGGGGCUGGUGUCUUCGUCCUGGGAGCGUCAGUACUUCUUCACGCAGGGCGGGAACCUGAUGCAGCAGGGCCGCGGCGAGGUGGCGGGCGGGCUGGUCACGGACCUGGACAACAGCUCCGUCAUGGCGGUGGACAGCGACGACCGGCGCUUCUGCUUCCAGGUCACGUCCUUCGACGGCAAGAAAGUGGUGACGCUGCAGUCGGAGAGCAGGAAGGACUGCGAGGAGUGGAUCGCCACCAUCAACAACAUCUCCAAAAGGAUCUACCUGAGUGAGAACGCAGAGGAGCUGGCAGCCAGAGUGAACCAAUCGGCUCUCGAGGCCGUGACGCCGUCGCCGUCCUUCCAGCAGAGACAUGAGAGCAUGAGGCCCAGCAGUAAGGGGCGCGCGGGCCGAGCGAGCAGCAUCAGCUCUGUGGGCUCCGAGCCGUCGCCGGCCCUCUCUGUGCUCUCAUUGGAUGCCCUGGUUGCCCCGGACACGCCCAUCCAGUUUGACAUCAUAUCACUCUUCAGCGAGGAGAACGCCGGACAGAACAAGACGGCCCAGUCCGGCAGAAGGAGUAAUCCAUUUGGAGAGACGGGAGACAGCACACCAGAAGACAGUGAAGACUCGAUCCUCCACCAGCUCUUCAUCGUUCGCUUCCUGGGCUCCAUGGAGGUGAGGACCGCCGAGACGGCAGACGUCAUCCCUGAGACCAUGAGGCAGAUCCUGGCAGCCAGGGCCAUCCACAACAUCUUCAGGAUGACCGAGUCGCACCUGCUGGUCACCUGCGACUGCCUCAAACUCAUUGAUCCUCAAACACAAGUCACUCGACUCCGGUUCCCCCUCACCAGUGUGGUUCAGUGCUCGUCCCACCAGGACAACCGCAGGCUGUUCGGUUUCGUCCUGCAGCCGGCGGGCGGGCAGGGCGACGGCCGAGCCGUCUGCUACAUCUUUGAGUCCAACAACGACGGAGAGAAAAUCUGCGACAGCGUCGGUCUGGCCAAGCAGAUAGCCUUCCACUCCGAGAUGGACCGUAAGGCCGUGGAGAAGAGGAAGGAGCAUGACAAGGCUAAAGAGAGGCAGCAGGAGGAACUGAGCAAACAGAAGCAGAUAGAGAAGGAUCUGGAGGAGCAGAGCCGCUUGAUCGCCGCCUCCAGUCGCCCCGGCAACCAACCCGCCGCCGACGGCCAGGUGCUGGUGCUUAGCAACAGCCAUUCGGAGGACAGCGAUGCCGGGGAGGAGGGGAAGAAGAGGGGGGAGUCGGAGGCCUGACGGAGGUCGACGGAGGACACGUCCGAGUACCGACUCCCAAGCUCCGGAGUCAGAGGAGCGGGUGGGGCGGGCGGGUGGUGUCACCGGCUGGACUCUGUGAGCGGAGAGGAUAAACUAAACGCACCCUCGCUAUAUGAGGAGGAGGGCAGCAUGGAAACGUCACAGACUUUCCUGUGUAAAAACAAAACACUGCUUUUGAUACCGUCUCUCCAGAAGAGGAUCCAGGUAUAGUUUUAACCCGCAAGUUUGUGUUCUGUUUUUAAUGUUUUGUUUUAUAUAAAGCGCUAACGGCAACGGCGGUGGAGAGCAGCGAGUGCUGAAUGAAUGAGGAACAUCUGACAGUCAGUCACAUUCUUUCUAGAACCCAGAAGACACAGAACCAACAGAGGAAGAGGGAGUCUUAUUUUGAAAAGUACUUCCUGGUGUUUUUUUAUCAUUUAUCAUUCAACUAACAAAAAAAAAACAAGCAUCAUGGAUUCAGCGUUGGGUCUUUUUCAUCAUUCAAUCAUUCUUUAUAUUCUUUAAAGUCUCGAUCGACCAAACAGAAAAAGUUGGAUGUACAAACCAAUCGAUUAAUCGAUAAAACGAUCAUGUCGUCAUGUUUCCGUGGUCGCUGCCAGGUGAUUAUUGCGGUUCAUUAACGGCUAACUAAGAACAUCUGGAUGAUAAGCAGGUUACAAAUGGGCUAAAUUUGGUUUAAAUACAACUUCUGAAAUCCCCGCCACCGAUUUAUUAUUCCAUAUUUGUUGAUUUAUUGGAUAUUUGUUCUCCGUCCGUUUGUAUGCAACGUGUGUGUCUGUCUGCCUGCGUGUUUGUUUGUGUGUGUGUGUUUGUUGUCGGGAAGAAAAAUCCAUAAUAUAAAAAUUAUAUUAUGGAUUCACAUCAAGAUUUUAAUUCCACAUAUCUGAAACUUCUGCCUCCUACUAAAUAAAUAGCUGCAUGCAAGUAGUGCUCAUUAAAAAGCUAAUAGCUAUAAUCAUAUAUUUUAUAUCGUAUUCCUUCUUGGUCCAUUAAGGUAAAGAAAAGCACAAAUCGGAUCAAUGAUCUCUUUACUUUUGCCUUAUUUGUUGACUGUUGACUGACAUUUUGAAAACUGAAAACAGAGAAAAAGGUUUGGUCUUUUCUAAAUAAAAUGACUUAAAAAAAUGUACUUUUAACACUAACGUUAAAUAAUGUGCUGAGUCGGCGUGUUUCUCCUGACAUCUGAAAAUUGAUCUUUUACAAAACAAUGUUUAUCGCCCUCAUUGGUUUCUGUUCUUCACAGCUUUUAUUCAUUAAUCUGACUUUUAUCUGUAGAAAAAAGGUCAGGAUGUUAAAGGUCAGAGGUCACAGCCCUCUGGAGAUGUAAGCAUAAAUUGACAGUUAAUAAUGAAUUUUUAUUUUGGGGGAGAAGUGAAGCAACACUUUACUGACGAAGUGAUAAUUGUUUGUGUCAUAAGCGGAAAUAAAAAAAAUCUUCUCUGUGAUAAAUAAAAGCACUAACUCCA